GGAUUAUUCAACUGUCAAAUCAUAAUCAAAGUAAAGUUAAAAAGCUGUGUACACGCCUUGUGUUUUUGAAGUUAAUUCUAACAGUUUUACGACCGAGAAAAUAAUAAUAACAAUCGCUUUAAAGGGAAGUAAAAGAAUCUUAAACAAACAAUGGUGGAUUACAGCAAAUGGAAGGACAUUGAGAUUUCCGACGAUGAAGAUGAAACACAUCCAAAUAUUGACACGCCAUCACUGUUCCGAUGGCGGCAUCAAGCUCGUGUCGAAAGAAUGGAAGAGCGUAAACGAGAGAAAGAGGAAUUCGAGCAGAAGAAGUCUGAAACAUUUAGGAAAAUAAGCGAAACUAAACGGAAGAUUGCAGAGACUGAACCGUCUAGUCCAAACAUGGAAUCAUUGAAAAAAGCCCUCAGUGAUCUGGAGAAGACUGAGAAGGAGAUUCUUAAGAAAGAGGAAGAAAUAAGAAAGAAAGAGAGGCAAACUCCUUGGAAUGUGGAUACAAUAAGUGCUCCGGGAUUCACAAAAACUGUUAUAAACACAAAUCCGGGUAGGACUAAAGAUGAAAAUCUCACUGAAGAAGAAAAAGAGGCAAAGAUGAAGAAGUUCAUCAAAGAAAAUGAGAAAUUAUUAAAACAAUUUGGAAUGCUGAGGAAGUAUGAUGAUUCUAAGAAAUUCCUGUUAGACUACAACCAAUUAGUUUGUGAAGAAACUGCAAAUUACCUUGUUAUAUGGUGUAUCAAUUUAGAAAUGGAGGAGAAACACAAUCUGAUGGAGCAUGUAGCGCACCAGACCAUCUGCAUGCAGUAUAUACUAGAGCUCUCUAAGCAACUUGACAUAGACCCCAGGGCUUGUGUGAGCUCAUUCUUCUCCAAAAUACAAUUAGCCGAGAAGACAUACAAGGAUUCAUUUGAUGAUGAAUUGGAACAGUUCAAGUCUCGCAUCAAGAAGCGAGCUGAGGAGAAAAUACAGGAGGCAAUCAGGGAACAGGAGGAAGAGGAACGUAAAGCAAGACUGGGACCCGGGGGACUGGACCCUGUGGAAGUGUAUGCGGAACUACCUGAUGAGAUGAAGCAAUGCUUCGACGCGCAGGACGUGCCGAAGUUACAGGAGCUAAUCGCGAGGAUGCCGGAGUCUGAGGCAGUUUACUACAUGAAGAGGUGCGUGGACGCCGGCCUCUGGGUGCCGCAGAAGAAAGACGAGGAAGGAGAGGGGAGGAUGAAGGAGAAAGAAGAAGAAAAUGAAGAAACAAAUGCUACAGAUGAUGUAGACUGAGGUUAACUUUUAUUUUCUCUAACACCAGCUGUCUUAAGUGAAUAAUACAAUGCGACUUCAUAUCGUCAGUAUGUUUAAAACCUUUUUCCACUAAGCAUAUAGUGUGUGGUUUUAAUUUUAUAGAAGUCACAUUUCCUAAUAUAAUAGUUCUCCAAUGCCUUGACCCUGAACAUCGUACGAGUUGAUUGUCGUUUAGUGAGACGUUUUAGUCGCAUUGUAUUUUUCAUAUUGAAUAACUGGUUCAUGUAAAUACCAACAUUAUUUUUUCCGUUUAACCCAAUCAUAUUUGCCAGAUUAUAAAUUUGCAAUGAAUUUAUAAAACUUCUAUUAGGUAAUGAAAAAUCUGAAAUCGUACAAGAGAAAUUAUGAUUAAAAUUGUCGUCUAUCUAAUUAUGGUAAAAAUUACUACAAAUAAUAAAAUUCACUAUGUUUCACAUUUAUAAUUACCCAUCAAGGAAUUUAAAUUUCUUUUAUCGUAGAGAAAUUUGAUUUUAAAAUCGGUUUCAAACUUUACAACCAUACACCAUUGUUAUGACAUUUAUAAAAUCACUGACCUUUAUAAAUAGACAUGGUAUUUUGUGCCUAUUUGAUUUUCGCCAAUUAACAAUUCUAUUAUUCAGGUAAUAAUAGAGAUAGAUUUAACUGUUUUGGUAACAACAGUCGCUUUUAUGUCGGAACAACAAUGUUAUCCAAGUUUUCAAGUAAUCACCUAUCCAUUUAUGGAACUCAGUGAAAUUAUCAUUGAUAUUUGUUUAACUAAACAGACUGCAAUAUAUCAGUGUUGUAGCAGUGGGAUUUUAUAAGGAGAAUCAAAAGAAAUAGUUUUUUUUUAAUUUGUCGUAUCUAAAAGAAAUUAUUGUCUAUAAAGUGUUUGCAAACUUGCACUUCUUGCUUACAUUGGAAUAGUACAAUUAACACUAGUUAACGUGUCUUAAUACUAGUUUUUUUUUUUUUAUUUGUAAUAAUAAUUGCAUGAUUUUAAUACUUUAAAAAUUACAUAUACUUUAUGUUGGUUAUAAAUGUGUUUAAUCUAUGAAUAAGUCGCAAAAUCCGUUUGUUAAAAUAAUUUGAAUAUGGUGUCCGAUUUAAUGCAUUUUAUUUAUAACUGCAAAUAAUUUUCAAAUAGAUCUAAGCAUCGAUGUUGGUUUAUAUAAUGCAAAUCACUCAUGUUCAGAGAAUGGUUUGUAAUUCCUGUAACGCUAAUAAAUUCUCUUACAAGUA
Molecule: messenger RNA, 2487 nt
Organism: Papilio polytes (common Mormon)
Lineage: Eukaryota; Metazoa; Arthropoda; Insecta; Lepidoptera; Papilionidae
Gene: Cdc37
Product: hsp90 co-chaperone Cdc37
Exons: 5
Coding region: 151-1266 (371 amino acids)
Biological process (GO): protein folding; protein stabilization
Cellular component (GO): cytoplasm
Molecular function (GO): heat shock protein binding; protein kinase binding; protein-folding chaperone binding
Source: RefSeq, a predicted model, not a curated record